AUGGCAUCUCAAUCUAACGAGGUCGUUUACCGGGCGACUACCACUGCUCCAGUGAACAUUGCUGUUAUCAAGUACUGGGGUAAAAGAGAUACCACUCUGAAUCUCCCAACUAAUUCUUCGCUCUCGGUCACCCUCUCUCAGCGUUCUCUUCGGACUCUGACGACCGCAUCAUGCUCUGCCAAAUACCCCGCAGAUGAUACCCUGAACUUGAACGGCAAGCCGCAAGAUAUCCAGUCAUCCAAGCGAACCCUCGCCUGUAUCUCUAGCCUGCGUACUCUGCGCAAAGAGCUGGAGAAUGCCGACUCUUCUCUGCCUAAUCUUUCCUCCCUCCCCCUCCGUAUCGUUUCUGAGAACAACUUCCCCACUGCAGCUGGUCUUGCUAGUUCGGCUGCUGGCUUCGCUGCCCUUGUCCGCGCAGUAGCCGAUCUUUAUCAACUACCUCAAUCUCCGACAGAGCUGAGUCGCAUUGCACGACAAGGCUCGGGCUCAGCCUGUCGGUCUUUGCAGGGCGGCUUUGUCGCAUGGCGCACUGGUGAGCUUGCUGAUGGCAGCGACAGCUUGGCCGAGGAAGUUGCACCUGCUUCCCACUGGCCUGAGAUCCGGGCUCUUAUUCUCGUUGUCAGUGCAGAAAAGAAGGAUGUUCCUAGCACCGAGGGAAUGCAGACUACCGUCGCUACUUCUGAUCUCUUUGAUCACCGUGCGAAAAACGUUGUUCCUGAGCGUAUGACCGCCAUUGAGGCUGCUAUCCGUGAUCGAGACUUCCCCAAGUUUGCUGAAAUUACUAUGCGUGACUCUAACACUUUCCAUGCUACUUGCCUCGACUCAUGGCCCCCUAUUUUCUACAUGAACGAUGUCUCCCGUGCCGCUGUUCGCCUUGUGCAUGAUAUUAACCGUGCUGUUGGUCGGACUGUCGCCGCUUACACCUUUGAUGCCGGCCCGAAUGCAGUUAUAUAUUACGAGGAGAAGGACUCCGAGCUAAUUGCUGGCACCGUCAAGGCCAUCCUAGGCGCUACCGCCGGCGGCUGGGAGGGUCCAUUCUACGAGCCUUUGGCCCAGAUCACUGCGCCUGGUGUUUCCUUAGACAAGAUUGACCCCCGCGUUCUUGAUGUUCUGAAGGAUGGCGUGAGCCGCGUUAUCUUGACCGGUGUUGGCGAGGGACCCGUUUCAGUCGAGGAUCACCUUGUGUCCGAGACUGGUGAUUUGGUCAACCAAUAG
Molecule: messenger RNA, 1215 nt
Organism: Penicillium taxi
Lineage: Eukaryota; Fungi; Ascomycota; Eurotiomycetes; Eurotiales; Aspergillaceae
Gene: mvd1
Product: diphosphomevalonate decarboxylase MVD1
Exons: 2
Coding region: 1-1215 (404 amino acids)
Biological process (GO): isopentenyl diphosphate biosynthetic process, mevalonate pathway; isoprenoid biosynthetic process
Cellular component (GO): cytosol
Molecular function (GO): diphosphomevalonate decarboxylase activity; ATP binding
Source: RefSeq, a predicted model, not a curated record